AGUGGAACGGUGUCGACGAACAAAUGGAAUAUAAUUCUUUCGAAAUGCUGACGCAUUUUGGAAAUCAAGGCAGUUUAUACCUGGAAAUGCGCUCAGGAAUAUUGCAAUAUAUUGUUUUUUGAGUUGCCAAGUCACCCUUUUUCUUUGUCUAAAGAAUCUUGAUAUAUCAAUAUCCAGGAAUUCCCUAUUAGGGACUUAAGUUUUACAAUCGAAGCAUGGCUACGGAGGAGCAAAAGGACAAAAAUGUGCUGAAAAGUAUGCUGCACUCAACCUCAUCAUUAAUUAUUGUUCAAAUAACCUACCGAGUGUUCACAUUCAUCACAAAUGCAGUCAUUCUCCGGUAUAUUACAUCUGAUGUACUGGGCAUCAUCAAUGUCAGGUUGGCCUUACUCUACUCGACUGCCACUUUUGUCAGUGUGGAGGCUUUCCGUCGGGCGGCGCUGGGCGUGACAGAGAGGAGCAAGUGGCGCCAGGCCAUCAACUUGGUGUGGCUCAGCGUGCCCGUGUCAGCGGCGGUGUCGGCGGCGCUGGCCGGCCUCUGGCUGCACGCGCUCAGCCAGCCGGCGCCCGAGGUCACCUCAGAGUACCGUCUGGGCGUGUGGGUCACCGCGGCCAUGGUCGUACUGGAGACGGCCGCCCAGCCGCUGGUCAUCCUGGCGCAGGCCAUGCUCUUUGUCAAACUAAAGGUGGUAGCCGACAUGGUCAGCCUGUGCAGCCGGGUGGCGCUCAAAGCCUGGCUGAUCGCCCUGUACCCGUCCCACGCCAUCUGGGCCUACUGUGUGGGUCACGCGGUCAGCUCCGCUCUCCUGGUGGUCAUCUAUUACGGCACCCUGCUCUGGCACGUCCGAUCCCCGGAUAACUGCCUGCCGGUGAAGUCAGCGAGCGAGCUGGGACCCAGACUGGUGCCGGGACAGCCGGCGCUGGACCGUGACCAGCUGGCCCUCACCUGGAGCUUCUUCAAGCAAGGCCUGCUGAAACAGCUGCUGACGGAGGGCGAGCGCUACCUGAUGACCGCCUUCCACCUGCUCGACUUCUCCGAGCAGGGCCUGUACGACGUGGUGGCCAACCUGGGCAGCCUGGCGGCCCGCUUCCUCUUUCAGCCAGUCGAGGAAAACGCCUACGUCUACUUCUCGCGCACGGUGGAACGGGGAAAGCCGGUGUCUGCCGCGGCAGGCCGGGUUCUGCACGACCUGCUGCGCGCCAUGAGCCUGCUCGGCCUGAUAGCCGUGACGUUCGGCUGGAGCUACUCCCACCUGCUGCUGCGGCUGUAUGGCGGCGCCCUGCUGGCCGCCGGUCCGGCCGUCAGUCUGCUGCGCGCUCAGUGCGCCUACGUACUCCUACUGGCGGUGAACGGAGUGCUGGAGUGCUACACGUUCGCGGUGAUGCGCGAGGAAGAGAUCAAUGGGUACAACCGAAAGAUGGUGCUGCUAUCUGUGAUAUUCGUCGUCUCGACAGGGAUCUUUACUAGGCUAUUCGGCGGGGUUGGAUUUAUCCUCGCCAACUGCGUCAAUAUGCUGACCAGGAUAUACGUUUGUUACCGGUUCGUGGCCGGCCUGCCGCUGGAGCCGGCGGUCUCCGUGCCGCCGCUGCUCGGUCUCCGCCCGCCGCCCGCCGUGGCUGCCGCGCUGGUGACCGCCGGCCUGCUGGCAGCCGGCUCCGAGAGCUGGCUGUACCCCAGCUCCGCCGCCGCCCACGUGGCUGUGGGCGCGCUCUGUGGGGCCGCCGUGGUGGCCGCGGCAGUGUACAGCGAGCCCCGCCUCCUCCAGGCGGUCAGGGAGCGAGUCGGGGAUAAACUGAAGCGCAGCUAGCGGGCAGUGCUACUCACAUGGUCACGCAGGGAACAGGGGUUGUUUUGUUGUGAUAUUUAUGUGCAUUUUGGGUUGAAUAUACACCGUGCCUGUCA
Amphibalanus amphitrite is the source of this 1903-nucleotide messenger RNA. RefSeq names its product protein RFT1 homolog. Gene Ontology annotation, cellular component: endoplasmic reticulum membrane. Gene Ontology annotation, biological process: dolichol-linked oligosaccharide biosynthetic process; glycolipid translocation. The coding region runs from base 216 to 1808 and encodes 530 amino acids. The transcript has 9 exons. Lineage: Eukaryota; Metazoa; Arthropoda; Thecostraca; Balanomorpha; Balanidae. The record is from RefSeq and is a predicted model, not a curated record.